This is a messenger RNA of Coccidioides immitis RS, 381 nucleotides long. RefSeq lists its product as uncharacterized. The transcript is spliced from 2 exons. The coding region runs from base 1 to 381 and encodes 126 amino acids. NCBI's taxonomy places the organism in Eukaryota, Fungi, Ascomycota, Eurotiomycetes, Onygenales, Onygenaceae. The record is from RefSeq and is a predicted model, not a curated record.
AUGGAUCCGAUCGAGCACGUUGCACAACCAUCCAAUAAUAAUGGAUAUCCAAAUGUUGUCAUAGGGCACUGUGGGGGGCUUGAAGCAAAACGGCGAAUCAUAAAAAUCCAUGAGGAGCGUCGUUCUCAUUCUCGGAAUAAUAUCUGGCCAGAAAGUUACAAAUGCCGGUCUCCGACUCAGCAGCAGGCUGAACCUUUUCUGUGCGAUGUUGAGCUGCAGAUUGCUGUCGAAUUCGCAGCCCGUCGGACACACGGCUUGUCUGGUAGCCCGACGGACGAGACGGCGCCGAUUGGCUCGGAGGGCACCGCCUUGUGGUUUCCCGGCAAGCGAAAAAGGAAAGCUUCAAUGGAGCGUUGGACCACUCGCUGGCAGCUUCCCUGA